AUGCCAGGUAAGUACUCAUCAUUAUAUCAUAAACAUUUUAAUAUAACCUGUCAGUGUCAAGUUGAUUGAGAUCACUCUCUAAUUUAAUGCAAGAGGAAAACAGGAAGUGCUUGACUAUCGGUAAUAACUUGAGAAAUGAACUACUUUUAAUUCCUAAAGAACGUAAUGAUGAUGGCACUGUAAAACUGCUCAAAUCCCCUGUUGGGUGUUAGUCAUCUAUUUCAAUGAAUAACACCUCCCACUCUUCCUUCCUGUGCCACCAGCGAAUCAGGCCUUUGUCACCCUGGCUACCACAGACAGCUACUGCAUGGGGGCUCUGGUGGUAGGACAGUGUUUACGACGACACAGGACCACACGCCAGACUGUUGUGAUGGUCUCCACUAAUGUCUCUAACCAGGCGCGGUGAGAGAAGUCCCUGCAUCUCAGACAGAAAUAUAAUAUGAUAUCACUGAGUCAUGGAGAGUGACGCAUGACCUAUUAGAAUUUGAAUUAAAGUUCUACUCUGUGUCUGUGACAGAGGUCCCAGAAAAGCUAUCAGACAAAUGCAGUAUUUGGUUUCUCAUCAGUUAAGGGGGCAUUAGAUUAACUGGAUGGAGUCUUUUGCAGUCCUGGGUGCGCUGUGGACCUAGUGUAUUUCUUGUGUAUUGAAGUCAUGUAAAAUCAGAUUGUAGUUGUAGUAAAUCCCCUGUGUUCCCUCCCCACAGUGCUGACCUGGGCCAUGUGUUUGACCAGGUCCUGGUAGUGGACGUGCUGGACAGUGGAGACCAAGCACAUCUAUCCUGGCUGGGACGACCAGAACUGGGGGUCACUUUCACCAAGCUCCACUGUUGGACCCUCACCCAAUACAGCAAAUGUGUUUUCCUGGAUGCAGACACACUCGUAAGUGUACUGAAAUCUCCCUAGACACCACUUGUCUCUAAUAUAAACACCCACUCAAUAAUCAAUUUGUUUUAAAACCAAGGAAUCAAUCUUACUAUGUCAAAGCUUGAUCUUUACCAGCAAAUCAAUUUUAAUAUUUGAGUUGUGCAAUAUUGAUCUGUAACUAACAUGGACCCAAACAUAGUUAUUGAAAGGUAAAUCAGUACCUAACAUGAAUGUUACAAUCGCCAUGGGACAAACCGUCAUAUUUUUGCUCUGUAAAAAGAAGUACAGAGGGCUUUUCAUGUGCUGCAGAGAUAGGCGUGUUUGGUUUGAGUGUCAAGGCCAAGCAAAUAGAGCCCCAACUGGUCACAGGGCCAUGUAGGAAGUUCAACUGAAAAUGAAACAUAAUGAGCACAUCCAAACAUAAACCAGCAAUACCAUACAAUCAUUAUGAACUCUCGUUAUAGAAAACUUCCAAAAGUAUGUGCUGUACCUACAAAUGGCAUCUUGACACUUGAUCUGGAACUUGACGUUGAUCAAAUCUGUGUUCAUGUGGCAGAAAAUGUCCAACAUAUGUCCUCUGUACAAAUGGCAUCAUAAACUUGACCUUGACUUUGAGUUUUGAUAUUUUUGAUGUACUAACCUGCUCUGUUUCCUGUUGACUCAUGACCCUCCCUGGCCUGUAGGUGCUGUGUAAUGUGGAUGAGCUGUUUGAGCGUGAGGAGAUGUCUGCGGUCAGUAAACACCUGCCUUUUGUGUACAACCUCAGUGCCAUCGCAGUCUACACCUAUCUACCUGCUUAUCAAGAGUGAGUAUUAUUUUACUUCAAAUGGAUAAUUUCAGUAAAUAUGACAUUUCCCUGAUUGAAAAAGCAUAUUUUGUACCACAAGCCUGACUCCAACCCUGCUACUGUUUUUUUUGCCUGAUGUUGACCAUAUUGUACUGUUAUCCUGGUCCCACACAGAUAUGGUCACAAUGCUAAGAUUGUCCACUUCCUGGGUUCAGUCAAGCCAUGGAAUCAACGUUCUAACUCACAGACCAAUCAGCACACCAACAGCCCCCUGGAAGAGUUUGUUUACCAGUGGUGGACGGAGUACUCCUACUUACUUCUCCUUACAAAGACAAUGUCCCAUCAAGAACCUGCUGUGCCAAUCCAACAUGCUGGGCCAAAGCAACAUGUAAGACGCAGUAGAAUUGACUCAUGUAUUUUCCUCAUACUGUAUAUGCACUCUAUAACAUACACAUACAAAACAAAGUGUAAAUGUCUUAGCAUUGCAGUGUCAUGUACUGUAUACUGUGAACUAACAUAGUGCGUCACAGCAGAGCUUAUACAACAUUUGAACAUUUAGGUACAGUGCCUUGCAAAAGUAUUCAUCCCCCUAUUUUGUUGCAUUACAACCUGUAAUUUAAAUGGAUUUUUAUUUGGAUUUCAUGUAAUGGACAUACACAAAAUAGUCAAAAUUGGUGAAGUGAAAUGAAAGAAAUAACAUAAAAAGUAAAUAACAGAAAAGUGGUGCGUGCAUAUGUAUUCAACCCCUUUGCUAUGAAGCCCUUAAAUAAGAUCUGGUGCAACCAAUUACCUUCAGAAGUCACAUAAUUAGUUAAAUAAAGUCCACAUGUGUGCAAUCUAAGUGUCACAUGAUCUGUCACAUGAUCUCAGUAUAUAUACACCUGUUCUGAAAGGCCCCAGAGUCUGCAACACCACUAAGCAAGGGGCACCACCAAACAAGCGGCACCAUGAAGACCAAGGAGCUCUCCAAACAGGUCAGGGACAAAGUUGUGGAGAAGUACAGAUCAGGGUUGGGUUAUAAAAAAAUAUCUGAAACUUUGAACAUCCCACGGAGCACCAUUAAAUCCAUUAUUAAAAAAUUGAAAUAAUAUGGCACCACAACAAACCUGCCAAGAGAGGGCCGCCCACCAAAACUCACGGACCAAGCAAGGAGGGCAUUAAUCAGAGAGGCAACAAAGACACCAAAGAGAACCCUGAAGGAGCUGCAAAGCUCCACAGCAGAGAUUGGAGUAUCUGUCCAUAGGACCACUUUAAGCCGUACACUCCACCGAGCUGGGCUUUAUGGAAGAGUGGCCAGAAAAAAGCCAUUGCUUAAAGAAAAAAAUAAGCAAACACGUUUGGUGUUCACCAAAAGGCAUGUGGGAGACUCCCUAAACAUAUGGAAGAAGGUACUCUGGUCAGAUGAGACGAAAAUUGAGCUUUUUGGCCAUCAAGGAAAACGCUAUGUCUGUCGCAAACCCAACACCUCUCAUCACCCCAAGAACACCAUCCCCACAGUGAAGCAUGGUGGUGGCAGCAUCAUGCUGUGGGGAUGUUUUUAAUUGGCAGGGACUGGGAAACUGGUCAGAAUUGAAGGAAUGAUGGAUGGCGCUAAAUACAGGGAAAUUCUUGAGGGAAACCUGUUUCAGUCUUCCAGAGAUUUGAGACUGGGAUUGAAGUUCACCUUCCAGCAGGACAAUGACCCUAAACAUACUGCUAAAGCAACACUCAAGUGGUUUAAGGGGAAACAUUUAAAUGUCUUGGAAUGGCCUAGUCAAAGCCCAGACCUCAAUCCAAUUGAGAAUCUGUGGUAUGACUUAAAGAUUGCUGUGCACCAGCGGAACCCAUCCAACUUGAAGGAGCUGGAGCAGUUUUGCCUUGAAGAAUGGGCAAAAAUCCCAGUGGCUAGAUGUGCCAAGCUUAUAGAGACAUACCCCAAGAGACUUGCAGCUGUAAUUGCUGCAAAAGGUGGCUCUACAAAGUAUUGACUUUGGGGGGGUGAAUAGUUAUGCACGCUCAAGUUCUGUUUUUCGGUCUUAUUUCUUGUUUGUUUCACAAUAAAAAAUAUUUAGCAUCUUCAAAGUGGUAGGCAUGUUGUGUAAAUCAAAUGAUACAAACCCCCAAAAACUCCAGGUUGUAAGGCAACAAAAUAGGAAAAAUGCCAAGGGGGGUGAAUACUUUCGCAAGCCACUGUAAAUAUUUGCAUUUGACAGACUGCAUAGUGGGACUACAAUGUACAUCCUAUAGAGAACAUGUGUGUUUUCUCCUAUGUCUGUUGUUCUUACGCAAAUGUACCACCGAGAGAGAUCAGAGUCCAGUACUCUUGUCCCCGUACUCUUCUCCUCUCUACACACCUCUACCAACGUACCUUAGGUGGUUCUCAACAGUACACACCAUCACACUUUUUUUCACAGAGCCAGGGGAGAGAAGAAGAGAAGCCAAAGGGGAGAGAAGAAGAGAAGCCAAAGGGGAGAGAAGAAGAGAAGCCAAAGGGGAGAGAAGCUACAGUGUCGUUGAUAGAGGACCUCACAGAAUCAUUACUCCGAGAAGUCACUCUGCUCACAGAGGAGAGGAAGAAGAGGCCCGAUUCACCCACACAGCCAGGAGAAAUGGUUAGUCUUUAACAAAAGGUGAUAGAGCUUUUGCCUCUGCAUUAUCUAUUCAUUAUGAUUAUUAAUUAGUUAUGACUUAGGUGUCUGAUAGAUCUUUAACCUAGCUCCGAAUUACUAUCAGCUUGAGGGAUUUUGCGAAUUUAAGGUUAUCGCAGUGGCACACUUAAGGUUGUGAUUCUAGAGGCUGUGCACACCCUGCCAAUGUCAAUGCAUCAUAGGAAGGAACAGUGUGAGAAAGUGACUGAAAUGCUUUCUCAAAACCUAUUGAAAUCUGACUCAGUGACCUAUAUGAUUGAGGCCAUUGCUGUCAAUACUUGCAACCUGGUGAAUACAAAUCAGUGGGUACUAAUUACCCACUCUAAUAGUAAAUAUGUAUCAUUUAACUAUAACAAAUCUUAAAGUGGAUGCUUGUCAAAUGCUUACAAUUUUAGUUGUCUUGGUGUCUCUAGCGCAUGUUGUUGUGGAACGACCUAUAACUCACUCCAUGUGUGGUUGGUCCCUGUCCUACAGCGUACCCAACAUCAGGAUGUAUCUACGGGGGAGGAGGGAGGAGCUGGAGACAGAAAAGCCAAUCAGGACCCACCUGGACCCAGUGAGGAGGGGUCAGAGGUCACUGAAACAGCCUCCAACACCAUGGAGGAUCCUGCCACUGAACCUGUACGUCACCUGUCUACACUAACAUACACUGAGUGUACAAAACAUUAGGAAAGCUAUGAUCCCUUAUUGAUGUCACUUGUUAUAUCCACUUAAAUCAGUGAUGAAGGGGAGGAGACAGGUUAAAGACAAUUGAGACAUGGAUUGUGUAUGUGUGCCAUUCAGAGGGUGAAUGGGCAAGACAAAAGAUUUCAGUGCCUUUGAACAGGGUAUGGUAAUAAGUGCCUGGCGAACCGGUAUGAGUGUGUCAAGAACUGCAACGCUGCUGGGUUUUUCACGCUCAACAGUUUCCCGUGUGUAUCAAGAAUGGUCCACCACCCAGAGGACAUCCAUCCAACUUUGGGAAGCAUUGGAGUAAACAUGGACCAGCAUCCCUGUGGAAUGCCCCGACGAAUUGAGGCUGUUCUUGCAACUCAAUGUUAGGUAGUUGUUCCGAAUGUUUUGUACACUCAGUGUAUAUUUAAAGCCUACUAUUAGGAACUGAUUUAAGAAAUUAUCGAUCUAUCGUCCCAUGUUUAAAUGAUCAACAUUGUUGUUGGCAAAAUACACAUUCCUACUGUAGUAACAUCCUCUGCUGGUGCACAACAGUAUUAACACAUUUGACCUCACAACAAAAUAUCACACAUCGUAUUGCUUCAAGGCCUCCCAGUAACUAUUCCUUAGUCAUUUAUUUGUAUGUCCCUCAUGUCUCCAUCUUUCAUUUUUCAUUACUCUUCUGACUGAUGGUGAAUGGAAUAGAUACCUAAUCUAUUUUUGUUAUCAUCUUGGUUAUUUCUAAUAUCAUUAAUCAUCUUGGUUACUUAUCUAUUAUAUAAUCUUGGUUAUUUUGAAUCUCUUUUAUCAUCUUGGUUAUUUCAAAUGUAUUUUUUUGUUACAUCUCGGUUAUUUCCUGAAAUAUUAUCUUGGUUAUUUCCUUGUAGACUGCUGCAGAGACAGAGGAGGAUGAUCUGGAGCAGCGUAGGCUAUGGGAGGAUGGCCAGGCUGACUACCUGGGCAAAGACGCUUUCGACAACAUCCAGAAAAAACUGGACCGAUGUUUAGAUUAG
Molecule: messenger RNA, 5942 nt
Organism: Coregonus sp. 'balchen'
Lineage: Eukaryota; Metazoa; Chordata; Actinopteri; Salmoniformes; Salmonidae
Source: the annotation of a GenBank genome assembly